This is a messenger RNA of Pseudoliparis swirei, 6607 nucleotides long. RefSeq names its product sema domain, transmembrane domain (TM), and cytoplasmic domain, (semaphorin) 6A (gene sema6a). Gene Ontology annotation, molecular function: semaphorin receptor binding; chemorepellent activity. Gene Ontology annotation, biological process: negative regulation of axon extension involved in axon guidance; axon guidance; neural crest cell migration. Bases 807 to 3857 code for a protein of 1016 amino acids. The transcript has 20 exons. The record is from RefSeq and is a predicted model, not a curated record. Lineage: Eukaryota; Metazoa; Chordata; Actinopteri; Perciformes; Liparidae.
UCCAGUCUGUGGUAAGAAGCUUCAUCUCCAAAUAGGAUGACCGUCGGCUUUUGUGGAAGGGACCGCAUUCAGAUCCGUAGCUAGUUCUGGGACCUCCGGUUCGUUCAGUCGCCAGAGGGGAGUUUAAAAGCCGAAACGUCGGGUUUCUUUUUCUUCCUCCCGCUUUUCUCUCUAGUGUGGAUUUCCGAUGGAUAUUCCGAGGUGCGAUUCGAGCGCGGCAUGUAACUAAAAAAGAAGCGCAUGAGAAAAAGUAGCGCUCGUGUUGUUAUUCCGAAACGAGCCCCGUCUGAACCGCUUUGGAGAUCCCUACCUCAUGGAUUACUAACGAACCGAGCUGUGAAACCACUCCGAGGCGCAUCUAUUCAUGAGCUGAAGGCGCACAACUGCUGUCUCCGGCUCGCCGCUUGCAGCGUGACAUCGCUGAUCGUGCAGUCGGGGAAACGCUCGCGGCGGCGGCAGCAGAGAGAGGAUGGCAACGGGCACACAAUGAGGCACAGAUAGAGAUUGUAUCGCACCUUGUAAAAAACAACAACUCCCGAGCACACCUAUUAUGAGGAGGCAGGAGGCUGCGAGAUGCGAGAGCGGCGCCAGAUGGAUGCGGCGACAGAAAAGCAUCACACCUUGUAUUUCGCUCCCUGCAGGCCACCCGCUCAUAUCCUGUGUCUGCUUUUUCCAGUUUGGCUGCGACGAGACGAAGAAGAACAAAACAAAUAACAGCUGCAUAAGCCGAGGUAGAUCUGUAGCAGAGGACCAGCAGCACCAGCAGCAGCGGCGGCGGCGGCGGCGGCGCCAGCGUUGGUGCCACCAUGAGGUCAGAGGCCUUGUUGCUCUACUUCACGCUGCUGCACACAGCCGGGGCGGGCUUCCCCGAGGACAGCGAGCCAAUCAGCAUCUCACACGGCAACUACACCAAGCAGUACCCGGCGUUCGUCGGCCACAAGCCGGGCAGGAACAACACGCAGCGGCACAGACUGGACAUCCAGCUCAUCAAGAUCAUGAACCGGACGCUGUACAUCACCGCCAGGGAUCACAUAUACGCGGUGGACAUGGACACUGCCAACAGUGACGAGAUCUUUUUCAAUAAGAAAUUGACAUGGAAGUCCAGACAGGCCGAUGUGGACACUUGCAGAAUGAAAGGGAAGCAUAAGGACGAGUGUCACAACUUCAUCAAAGUCGUCCUGCAGCAGAAUGAAGACACCUUGUUUGUGUGUGGGACGAAUGCCUUCAACCCCUCCUGUCGGCCCUUCAAGCUGGACACCCUGGAGGCUCUGGGGGAGGAGAUCAGCGGGAUGGCGCGCUGCCCGUAUGACGCCAAGCACUCCAACGUCGCCCUCUUUGCUGAUGGCAGACUGUACUCGGCCACCGUGACAGACUUCCUGGCGAUCGAUGCGGUCAUCUAUCGUAGCCUAGGAGACAGCCCGACUCUGCGCACUGUCAAGCACGACUCCAAGUGGCUGAAAGAGCCCUACUUCAUCCAGGCGGUCGAUUACGGGGGCUUCAUCUACUUCUUCUUCCGGGAAAUUGCGAUGGAGUACAACACAAUGGGGAAGGUGGUGUUUCCUCGGGUGGCCAGGGUCUGCAAGAACGACCGCGGCGGCUCGCCCCGCGUCCUGGAGAAGCAGUGGACCUCGUUCCUCAAGUCUCGCUUGAACUGCUCCAUCCCCGGCGACUCCCACUUCUACUUCAACAUCCUGCAGGCCGUGACCGAUGUCAUCCGCGUCAACGGGAGGGACAUCGUGAUGGCGACCUUCUCCACGCCGUACAACAGUAUUCCAGGGUCGGCGGUGUGCGCCUAUGACAUGGCGGAGGUGGCCAACACGUUCACCGGGCGUUUCAAGGAGCAGAAAUCCCAAGACUCCACAUGGACGCCUUUUCCUGAAGACAGGGUUCCCAAGCCAAGGCCUGGCAACUGCGCCGGCAUCCCGUCCAUGGAGAGGUACAAGUUCUCCAAUGAGUUCCCCGACGACACGCUCAACUUCAUCAAGACGCACCCGCUGAUGGACGAGGCGGUGCCCUCCAUCGCCAACAGGCCCUGGUUCCUCAAGACCAUGGUCCGGUAUCGCCUGACUCGCAUCGUGGUGGACACUGAAGCCGGUCCCCACAGCAACCAGACCGUGGUGUUCCUGGGAUCGGAGAAAGGCAUCGUCGUCAAGUUCCUGGCCAACAUGGACAGCGGCUUCCUGAACGACAGCGUGUUUCUAGAGGAGCUCAACGUCUACAACCCGGACAAGUGCAGCAUCGACGGCGUGGAGGACAAGCGCAUCGUCGGCAUGCAGAUGGACAGCAGGAGUCACGCCCUGUGGGUCGCCUUCACCUCCUGUGUGGUUAAAGUGCCGCUGUCUCGCUGUGAAAGGCACGGGAGAUGCAAGAAGUCCUGUAUAGCUGCCAGAGACCCGUACUGCGGUUGGGUGUCAGAAGGAUCCUGCAAACAGGUGUUUGAUAACACAAAAUCGGCCUUUGAGCAGGACGUGGAGCACGGCAACACAGAUGGCCUGGGAGACUGCCAAAACACCUUCGUGGCGCUGAACGGCCACCACCACCGCCACCAUCACCGCACCCUCCCCACCUCGGCCCCGCCCGAGGGCCCCCUGGGGCGGGGCCGCAUGGUGGAGCGGAAGGACCCCCCCAUGAGCUCAGACAAAGGGGAGGACCCCUACGUAGCCGUGCCCUCUCAGUCCCAGCCCGAAGCCAAUGGUGUCAUCCGUGAGAGCUACCAGAAGGGUCGCGACCAGCUGGUUCCCGUGACCUUGCUGGCCAUCGCCGUCAUCCUCGCCUUCGCCAUGGGCGCCGUCUUCUCUGGCAUCGUCGUCUACUGCGUCUGCGACCACCGGCGGCGGGACGUCGACCUGACGGGCCGCCAGGAGAAGGACAACCGCCACCUCCACUCCCGCCGCGGCUCCAUGAACAGCGUGACCAAGCUGACGGGCCUGUUUGAGACGCAGGCCAAAGACGGCUGCCCCGAGGCCAUCCUCGCCCCUCUGAUGCACAACGGGAGGCUGACGCCCAACGGGAAGAUGCUGAUCAAAGCGGACCAGCACCACUUGGACCUCGCCGCUCUGCCGACGCCAGAGUCCACCCCCAUGCAGCCGCGGCGUAAACCGGGCCGGGGCAGCCGGGAGUGGGAGAGGAACCAGAACCUCAUCAACGCUUGCACCAAGGACAUGCCGUCGAUGGGCUCGCCCGUCAUCUCCAUGGACCUGCCCCUGAGGGCCUCGCCGGGACACAUCCCCAGCGUGGUGGUCCUGCCUCUGCCGCAGCAUCAGCACCAGCUCCCGCCUCACCUGCAGCAGCAUCAGUCCUACCAGCACGAGUACGUGGAGCAGUCCCACCACAGCGACCUGGGCGUGGGCCCCGGCGUCGUGGACGACCAGGGGGCCACCCUGGAGUACAAGACGGUCAAGGGCCCCUGUCACAACCUCGGCACGGUGGACCCGGACGGGGUGCUGCCGCCACGCGUGCCCCAGCGAGAGGCCUCGCUCACCAUCCCCACCCCGGCCGUCCCCCAGAUGGGCAAGCGCCUGGAGGUCCACUCGUCGGUCUACGGGCUCCGGAAGGGAUCGGCGUCCGGAGCGUCCGGCUCCUCCGCCCUCAAGAGGCACAACACCAACUCGUCCAACUCCUCCCAUUUGGCGAGGCAUCAAAGCUUCAACCGCGUGGAGACUCCGCCCCCUGCGCCUCAGAGGGUGGACUCCAUACAAAUGACAGCACAGGGCAUAUCUCUGUCCCGGCAGCCUGGGAUGAGCUCCUACGGGUCCCUGCCUCGAACGGGCAUCAAGUAUCUGAAGCCCGACGUCCCCCCCAAACCCUCCGUAGUCUCACUCUCCACAAAAGUCAAGUCCGGUGACUCCUGCACAUAGUCAGCUCCUUGUCCGGUCGGUCCAAUGUGAACAGCAGUGAAAGGGUUCUUUUUCCAAAACGAGAGAAAAAAACUGGGAAUACUGUACAACUUGCAUCUCUUUUUAGUGUUUUUUUUGUUUGUUUGUUUGUUUUUGGUGUACAGUACAGUGCGACACUUUAUUUUAUUUUUUUAAGGAAACCACUUUCUUUUUAUAUAAAUAUGUACAUAUUAUACAACAUGGUUGUGGUCAUUUGUUUCUCGUCGACUCCCCCCCCCCCACCACGCGUGCGCUCCUGAAGCAGAAGACGAUGCUUCAUCCCGACGGCGCCCUGUAGCAUCCGAGACGGUGGCGCUCUUGUUUGUGCUGUCCUUGGCCAACCGGGACUUGAUACCUUUAUCACGCUGAUUUGAAAAAAAGAAGAAGAAGAAAGGAAGAAAAAAAAGCACACAAGACGACAGCGCUGGGGGUUCGGAGAGUUGUCCAGAACCCCGAGGACGAGGGAAUCUGAGGGAGCGAGCGCUCAGAGCUCGGACUGAAACGGACUGUGAAAAAGCCUCUCAGUGUUACAGCAAUCAAGUCCCGCCCGGGCCAGAGGAAAUCUUCUACUGUACUGGUUACUGAAUAACUCAUGACUGUUAAUACUAAUAGCUUGUUGUAUUUAUUUUUAUUAAGUGCUUUUGGAAAAAAAACUAAACUUUCUAGGCUCGGAGAGAGAAAGAGAGAGAGGGAGAACAGAGAAGAGAUCUUUUAAUAUUGAUGAAUCAAGUGAGGGGGGGGGGGGGGAGGAAUAAGUGUAUUUAAAGUCAUUAAACUGGAGCCCGUAGAACUUUCUCGAAGGCUGAAGGUCCACUCGGUCUCAGUGGGACCUGCAGCGUGAGACGUGUGCGAGGAGGAGAUAUUUAUUGAAACUGUGCCAGACGGGGAGACUUUUACUUCCGUGGACCAGAGUUCCCUUUUAGACCAAUCACGGACAACAACAAAACUUCCCCCUUCCCCCCCAAUCAGCACUGUGGUUAUUUUGCGUGAGUCGGUAACAUUCGUCCCGAUUGGCCGCCGGCUAACCGGCGCCGUCUGAGCUCGCUGUUGCAUGACGCAAAUCUAAAGAGACGCAACUUGCGGUACGUCGGUGCGGGGCGUCUGAGUGGGCGGGGCGCCGACGAGCAGGCGGGAAAAAAGGUAAAAGAACAAAAACACCUGGCCUGCUUCUUUUUCCACAUGUACAUUUGUGCCUUACACCCUAAAGUAGUGACGACGUUUUUCCUUUAAUAGCUGUUGACUUUGUCUCCUCGUAGUGUUUUCUUAUUUUUCAUCUUUCUUACGUCAUGAUAUUUCCCGGGUUUGAUAAAAAUGCAAUUAAAGAAUGUAGGUGUUAUUGUUGUGAUUUCUGGUCCCAAGACAUAACACACACGGACAGUCCGGAGGGAGGAGAGGAAGGAGGGCUUCUCACACACACACACACACACACACACACUCAUCUUUGUGGUUCAUUUCUGAUUGUGCCAUUAAUGCGCUUAAAGCAACCCGUUAUGUUGUGCUGGCAGUGUCGAUGAAGACGUUGUGAGUGUUUUCAAUUUGUUCUUUUAUACGAUUUAAAAGCCCUGGUGUUUGUUUUGUUUGCCGUCUGUUGGUUUGGAGCGGCGGUUGAUUGACCCGAUUAACCGCACAAGUGACACGUGUUCCUCGAGAAGGCCGGUGUCCGGGUGUCUUUCUGGACACUGCAGUAAUAAUGCAGCGCUAGGCCGCACUCUCACGCGGCUCUCGGCUCUCCGUGUGCUAAGCGACGCUCGCUGGUUAGGCCGUCGCGCAAAACAGGCUGGUUCCUGUGAAGAAAGUUGACGUUUCGAAAAACAAACAAAUAAUCUAAAAGAAAUGUAAUUUAUUGAACCCCCUUUUUUUGUUGUUGUAAGACACAAGUUUGAGGAAGCUUAGUUUUCAUUUGGCUUCACUAACUCCUUAUCAAAGCCUCCGUGAAUGGCCGAGUUUGACUAACCUGACCCCGUUUUUAUUUCCGCUGUCACGUUCCCUUUUUCCUUGAGGAUUUGUAUUGAUCACCAUCCCAACCCCCCCAACACUAAAAUCAACGGAGCACUCCCUUAGUGUUGUAUGUGUAGAUAGAUAAAAAUGUUUCUUGAUGUCAAGCAAUUUUCUGUUUCUCGAUGGACUAUGUCUCGAUCCACAGCGAACACGAGAAGCGACGCGUGCACUUCCGGGCGGGGUCAAGGGGUCACGGGGCACCAGAGUGGGACAAGGCGAGAGUAAGCUGUCCCUUUCAGACAGUUAUCCCCCCCCCCCCCCCUCUUUACUUAAAAACGCUAUGAUCUUCAAAGUGAGGAUCUGCCGAGGUUAUUUUCCGAAGGGGGCGUGUUUACUCCAGGAGGCCACUCCCUCGUGGAGGGGCACUGGGCACGGCGCUACUGUAGGACACGCGUGACGUCGUCGGAUUUGGACAUUCUUACGACCGGACUGGGGUAUCGACUGUGACGGCUGCUGUGGACAGUGAUGUUCUUUGGUGUGUGCCUUUUUUGUCUUUCACCCUUGUUAUGAUACACUGCUGUUGGAUGCAAAUCGACUCUCUUCUCAACCUUUUUGAACUUUAUAAACUUGUAAGAUAUUGUGAUGUCACAAAGUUUUUUGCCCUACUCUCUCCACUUCCUUAACAUCUGAUUCACAGCUUAAUGUAUGUUGUAAAGAAGAAGAAAAAACUCUUUAAUUUAAUGCAAAAUGUAAUAAAAAAAACAAAAAAAAGGAAAUAAAAUUCUUGUCAUGAA